Molecule: messenger RNA, 768 nt
Organism: Hyaloscypha bicolor E
Lineage: Eukaryota; Fungi; Ascomycota; Leotiomycetes; Helotiales; Hyaloscyphaceae
Exons: 2
Coding region: 71-559 (162 amino acids)
Molecular function (GO): protein binding
Source: RefSeq, a predicted model, not a curated record
UUUUCAUCAGCAAACUGACAGCUGCCGUGCUCCCUUUUGCACGGCCGUCUAACUAAUUGCGACCGUCAAUAUGACCGAGAACCAUCCGACCCUUUUGGCCGCAAUGGAGGGACAAGCACCUGGCUCGCAAGACACCUUAGUCACUUCCUCCUCGGAGCAAAGUGAGAAAGCUCUUGAGUGCGCUGAUCCUACACUUACCACCAUCCCUCCCGAGCUCCACGUUCACCUUUUCAAGUUUCUCGAUCCCAUUACCGCCACUUGCCUUGCUCUUACUUGCAAGAAGAUCUAUCAAGUCUAUCAAGCAGUUGAUCUUUCGGAUGGUAUCAAGCCAGUCCCCUUGCACAAGAUGCUCUCCGAAACGUACCAUUCCAAGCGACCCGGCGACUCCACAGUCAUUCGAUUGGGCGACUUGUUAUGCGUUUGGGCUGGGAAAGGCAGAGCCUUGGUUUAUUGGCCCAAUGGCAGAAAGUGGGUUUUGGCGGAAAAGGGUCAAGAAUUGAAGGAACAGGGACAAUUCUAUAUCCCAGUACGCGUUAUUGCAUGUUGCGGUCCUUGGUGAGGGAACCUGGCGGAAUGACGCGCUAAGUCACAUUGGUCGUUAUGGGCUUGGUACACACUCAGCGCUUUUAAGGACUGCUUAAGGAACGUAGGAGCAUAGCACUCUCGAGUUGGUGGCGCACAAUGCUCUUUAUGCAUUUGGAAGCAAAAUACGUAGUCUUUCCUGGGUAGGGGAAAUAACAAACGAUCUUCUUCACAACCAUGCAAGUA